Pungitius pungitius (ninespine stickleback) is the source of this 519-nucleotide messenger RNA. RefSeq names its product peptide YY-like. The transcript is spliced from 4 exons. Bases 67 to 366 code for a protein of 99 amino acids. Gene Ontology annotation, biological process: neuropeptide signaling pathway; feeding behavior. Gene Ontology annotation, cellular component: extracellular region. NCBI's taxonomy places the organism in Eukaryota, Metazoa, Chordata, Actinopteri, Perciformes, Gasterosteidae. The record is from RefSeq and is a predicted model, not a curated record. Gene Ontology annotation, molecular function: neuropeptide Y receptor binding; neuropeptide hormone activity.
UCGGAAGGAGGAGCUUUCAACAGCGACAAAAUCACCUACAGACAAAAUUUCAAGGGUCGCAUUAAAAUGAUUUGUUCCAGUGCUUUGAUGUCGCGGAGCAUCCUGGCUCUCUGCCUCUUGGCUUGGAUUGACUCCGGCGUCACCGCAUAUCCAGUCAAGCCCGCCAGUCCCCGGGAAGGUGCACCACCCGAAGAGCUCGCCAAAUAUUAUUCUGCACUAAGACAUUACAUAAAUCUCAUUACAAGACAGAGGUAUGGAAAAAGAGACACCCCAGAUACUGUAUUCUCUGAUGUGUUCAUGAGGGAGAGCACAGAAAGUAUUCCGAGAUCAAACUACAUCAUGUAUGAUGGGCUGCCCCUGUGGUGACGCUGCCAUAUUAAUCAAAACCACAAACCUGCUGCAAUGUCUUUGACUGACACCAAAGGGACUUGUGCUGCAUGGAAUAAACAUUGUGUAAUUAAACUGCUUUGCUAUGUAAUGCUGUCACUGCUGUAUUAAAACAUUUUAUUGAAAUGUUGA